Molecule: messenger RNA, 1308 nt
Organism: Dermacentor andersoni
Lineage: Eukaryota; Metazoa; Arthropoda; Arachnida; Ixodida; Ixodidae
Product: membrane metallo-endopeptidase-like 1
Biological process (GO): protein processing
Cellular component (GO): plasma membrane
Molecular function (GO): metalloendopeptidase activity
Source: RefSeq, a predicted model, not a curated record
AUGGACUUCAGCGACUCCCUGUGGGACGACCGCACCCCGAUGGAGCAGCUGCUGCUGAUGUGCCUGUGCUUCGGCCUGUUCCUGCUCAUGAUCAGCGCCACGUACCUGGCCUACUUCUCGCACACGUACAACCUGCCCGGCCGCCGGCACGUGUUCGGCAUGGAGUUCGACGUCUGCACCAAGGAAGUCUGUGUCGAGCACGCGCGCCUGCUCGAGUCCACGCUGAACCGUUCGGCCGAGCCGUGCGGCCACUUCUACGAGUACGCCUGCCACCGAUGGCCCCGCACGGUGGCCGCGGGGCUCACCGAGAACACGAGCAACGUGUGGACGCUGCUCAAGCGCAACGUCAUUGCCGAGCUCGAGGGCAUCAUGGCAAGACUCGUGAAACAGCGGAACGGCGGCGCAAAGCUGAGACCCGUGCAGGAGACCGCAGUUCAGUUCUACCAGUCAUGCACCAACUGGACGCUCCGCAACGCGGUCGGCCUGGAGCCCCUGCGCGACGUGCUCAGCAACCUGUCGGUGCGCUACUGGCCCCUGCUGGACGUGUACGGGGAGGAGUACAACGCGCCGCGCAUCCUGCUGCGGCUGCUGCUCAGGCUGCGGCUGGACGUGUUCGUCUCGCUGCGCGUGCAGCGAAGCCUGCGCAACCGCUCCCACUUCGUGCUCAACAUCGACAGCCCCCGGUUCGGCCUGCCCGAGGGACUACUGCGUUUCAACUACCCGGACAAGGGUGUCGUGCUGGACCACUACCACGACUUCAUCGUGCUCGUGGCGCGAUUCUUCCGCACCGACGUGCGCCUUUCCACCGUCGCCCGGGAGAUCGUCGAGUUCGAGGAGAACCUAGCCAUGACUGUCGAGGCAGUGUACAGCGAGAAGUCCUUCUUGUGGAGCGGAGCGGUGACCGAGCACUCGGUGCUAAACGACACAGUCAUGACUCCCUUCACUGAGAUCAUCGGCAAGGUCACGGAACGCCUCAGUGGCACCCACCGAGCCACUCCGGAGGUCGUGCUUUGGAGCAAGGAGUACCUGCAGUACCUUUCGCACCUGUUUCACCAGCCCGUCAUCAGGCGCCACCUGAUCAACUACAUGACGUGGCGCGUCAUCCUGGAGCUGGGCCCGUACACGAGCCAGCUGUUCCUGGACAUCCGGCAGGAGUUCCUGCGUCGCGUCGGGCUCGCCGCCAACGCGCCCCGCUCCGAGCACUGCCUGCACGACCUGCUCGCCGCGUUCCCGCACACGGCGGGCUGGCUGCUGAGGAACGAGUCCGGCUCGCUGCGAAACUCGCAGAGAAUAUUUUUAGACAAAUGA